CACUGCCUCACACCCUGAGUUAUAAGUCUAGACAACUCAGCUCUUCAUUCAGAAGUCGAGGUAAAUCCCCAGACUUUGGGAACAGAAAGCAGGAUGUGCUCAGAGUAUGAGUGCGUAAUUUGUUACCGGACCUACAACGCAGCUCGGCGGUGUCCCCGGGAGCUCCACUGCAAACACAGCUUCUGUGAGAGCUGCCUCCUGGCCCUUUCACGACCCCUGGGACCCAGUGAGGCACGUCUGGGAGCUGAUGGAGUCAUCGUCUGUCCGCUGUGCCGACACACCACAUCCAUCUCCGCAUUGGGGAACGUGAGAGCCGAGCUGAGGGUGGAUGAGUGCGCCCUGGAGCGCUUGAUAUCUUCGAGACUCCUCGAGCAAGAAGAGGAGGACGAAGAGGAGGGUCACGUUCAAGACAGUUGUGACGACACCGAAGAGAUUCCCGAGACUCAAGCCGAGGAGAGCGACUUCUCCGCGGGUUCAAGCGGCGGGAGGCUGUGGCGGUGUUGUAGGAAAGCCUGGAGGUCGUUUAGUGGGAAGAACUCACAGCGGAGGGGCGGAGAAAACUUUUUGGAAAGUGAUGACCUGAGGAACCUCACCAUGAUGACCUUCAACAUGUUUUAAGGAGUCCACGACUUCAGAUACCCUGGAUAAUGUGAUACUGUAUUUGUUUUCAAUGGUUCUCUUUCACAACAUGGAAUAGUGAUGAUGAAGAACACUUGCUGUGAACACACAUAUACACCGUCAACAAUGAUGUUAGUCAUCUUUUCAGCUGACUGCUUGUUUAAAUGAUGACCACUGUGUAGCUGCUGCAGUGAAGUGAGAACAAAAUGGAAAACUUGUGAAUUGCCUAAAUGGCCCGUUGUAAGCCUAUUAAUGCACUAAUGUGGUAUUUAUUAUUUUUGAUGAAUGUAUUUUAUUGUUUCAUAUUGAAGGAAAAAUAAAUAAGUUCUGUUUUCAA
This is a messenger RNA of Cottoperca gobio, 955 nucleotides long. Its product is annotated as RING finger protein 227. Gene Ontology annotation, molecular function: ubiquitin protein ligase activity. Lineage: Eukaryota; Metazoa; Chordata; Actinopteri; Perciformes; Bovichtidae. The coding region runs from base 94 to 618 and encodes 174 amino acids. Gene Ontology annotation, biological process: protein ubiquitination. The record is from RefSeq and is a predicted model, not a curated record. The transcript is spliced from 2 exons.